AUGGCUAUCCCGUCCGGUCGGGCGGCCUUCAAAAAGAAGGAUGGAGUCUUGACUUUGACGCCGGACCAGCAGUUCGUCAUCUGGACACCAGCACCUGGCAACGGCCCCCCUACCGUGUCUUUGUCGAUAUCAAACAUCACAAAUUUACAACAGACACCCGACACAGCCGCCAAGGUGAUGCUCAAGAUCUUUGAGAAACCCCCCGAAGCCACGGAACAGGUGCCAUACCUCUUCCAUUUCACGUCACCAGACGCCAGGUCCGAAGCAAAUGCCAUCAAGGAUUUGCUGUCAAGGCUGCUCGCCGACAUCCGUUCCGGCGAUCCCAACGUCCCCAAGCCGGCCGGAACCCCGAACCCGCAUGCCAAUGGAGGAAACGCGACCCCCUCUGGCGGCAGCGGUGCCGCAGGCUCUGGCUCAGGUUCCAUGACCUUCGCCAGCUCCGUCAACACCAAGACGAGCAACGCGCGCUGGUUCGACGAUGCCCAGCUCAAGGGCGACAUCGAGCUGCAGCAGUCCCUCAUGAAGAAGGACCGCACACUCCACCAAACGUACAUGGACGCCCGCGCAACCAAGCCCGAGUCCAUCUCCGACGCGGCAUUCAACGCGCAGUUCUGGUCUACUCGCACCAACCUCCUCCGCGCCCAUGCGAUCGAGGUCAAUCAGCAAAAAGGCGCCUACAAUAUCCUUCCCUCCAUCAAACCCCGCCUCGAGAACGAUGUCCUCAAGCUCGACAUCACAGUCGAGAUGGUCCAGCUCAUCAUGGCCCAGCACCCCCUCGUCAAGCGCCUGUACGACGAGAACGUUCCCAAGGUCCCCGAGAGCGAGUUCUGGUCUCGUUUCUUCCUUAGCAAGCUCUUCCGCACCCUCAAGGGUGACAGGAUCUCGGACGAGAAGAAGGAAGGUAUCCGCCGCGAUCCCCUCUUCGACGCCCACGAUGCCAGCGAGAAUACUGCUACUUUCCAGCGCAAGAGCAUGGCGCAGAGCGUCCCACACAUCAUCGACGUCUACGGCAACGAAGAAAACCAGGGCGGCUUCAGAAGCGGCAACCAAAAGGACAUUGAGAUGCGUCCGCGCAAGAACGUGCCCAUCGUCAACACCCUCAACAGUCUCAGCGAGAGAAUGCUCGCCAACGUCGCCCCGGCGGACGACAGAGAAAACGCAUCCGGACCAGAGGACUCGACUUUCCAGGAGAUCGCCCUCCGCGACCUGCGGGGCGACGCAAAGGAGAACAAAAUCAUCCUCAACAUCAAGGAGCAGAAUCGCUUCUUCUCCAAAAAGGAAGACGCGCAGUCCGCGAACACCAUCGCCUUCGCCAAGCAGAACCCCUCCGACGUCCUCUUCGAGAUCCAAUCCGACCUCGAGAUGAUCGACGGCGACGAAGCCACCGGCCUGGACCUCCGCGCGGGCAUCGGCAUCGUCGACGACAGCGACAGCGACGAGGACACCCAGCGCCGCCCCCACGUCGGCUCCCGCGCCGCCCGCAAGGCCGCCGGCGACGACAUCAUGGCCGGCAUCCGCCAGCGCCGCGCCGAGAAGUACGGCGACGUCGCCGCCGACGCCUCCAGGCCCAUGGGCCUCCCCGCCGACGUCGCCGACCGCUGCCAGCUCACCCACGCCACCACCGUCGAGUUCCUCCACCAGUUCUGGAACGCCUUCCUCUCGGGCGACCCCGACCGCGCCAACGAGCUGCAGUACCUCGUCGAGUCCCUCAAGCGCUCCGCCGAGCGCAUCCACGCCGUCGCCGACGAGGCCGAGAAGGCCCGCGACGACAUCAUCCGCGCCAAGAAGAAGGAGAUUAUGGAUCACUACAAGGCGACUGGCAAGAAGAUCCGCGGCUGGAGGCCCGAGCACGAAAAGGGCGGCCGCAAGGCCGUCCUCGCCGUCAUGCAACCGACGCUGGAGGCGCUCAAGAGGGCGCAGGCGGAUUACCAGAGGGCCCUGGCGGCUGAGGGCGUGCAGCUUUCCACGGAGGCAUGA
This is a messenger RNA of Colletotrichum karsti, 1977 nucleotides long. Its product is annotated as TFIIH p62 subunit domain-containing protein. Lineage: Eukaryota; Fungi; Ascomycota; Sordariomycetes; Glomerellales; Glomerellaceae. Gene Ontology annotation, biological process: transcription by RNA polymerase II; transcription by RNA polymerase I; nucleotide-excision repair. The transcript is spliced from 2 exons. Bases 1 to 1977 code for a protein of 658 amino acids. Gene Ontology annotation, cellular component: transcription factor TFIIH core complex; transcription factor TFIIH holo complex. The record is from RefSeq and is a predicted model, not a curated record.